This is a messenger RNA of Trichoderma virens Gv29-8, 219 nucleotides long. RefSeq lists its product as uncharacterized. The annotation marks the transcript as partial. The record is from RefSeq and is a predicted model, not a curated record. The transcript has a single exon. NCBI's taxonomy places the organism in Eukaryota, Fungi, Ascomycota, Sordariomycetes, Hypocreales, Hypocreaceae. Gene Ontology annotation, molecular function: protein binding.
CGGAGUGCUCUGCAUUACGCGGCCUUGUCGGGGCAACCCAAGAUUGUCGAGGCCCUGCUCGAAGCCUCUGCGGACGUGAAUUGUAGCGAUGCUGAUGGAAGGACGCCUCUGCAUCUAGCCGCUUUAAAAGGGCACGAUGACUGUGUUCGGCUGUUGAUGAAGCAUGGGGCGGAUGUGUUGUGCGAGGAUUCCCAGGGAAGAAUACCCUUGGAUUUGGCG